AUGGCGACGUUUUUACCUAUUCCGAAGGACGUGACGACCCUGCGUCACUUGCUGCAGACUGAGACUGAGACUAUGGAAAGCAAUUGUGUUGUGAUGAUUCCGAGGUUGAUGUCGAAACUGCGACAUGCGUCGGUGGUGGGGGAUGAUGAGGCGAAGGUGCCUUUCGUACCUUUAGAAGAAGUGGAUACUUUUCUUGAUGCGAUCCUAUUGGCUCAUGCUGAUCGUCUACUGAAUCAAGAUCGUUCGAUGGACAUGGCUACAAAAGCACAAUGUAUUGAAGAUCCGCUACCAUUUGUUUCAAGAGACGUUUUUUUUGAUCAAGUGAAGCCCAAGAAUAGCACGCAGGAACUUUGUGGCUAUUUGUUUCAACGUGAUGACAUUGCAUUUAAUUGCAAGACGUGCGGAUUCGAUGAAACAUGUGUCUUGUGCGUCAAGUGUUUCCAGAAUGGCAACCACGAAGGCCACGAUGUGUUAUUUCAUCGCACGAGUCCAGGAGGUGUCUGCGAUUGCGGAGAUAGUGAAGCGUGGGCGCCAGAGGGAUUCUGCGUCGAUCAUGGGCAAACACAAGAUAGCGUUGCUGCAGAUUCAAAGAGUGCAAUUUCAGAUUUGCUACCAAAAGAAAUCGUCCAAGUCGCAGACGCGCUUUUUACAUGGAUUGUAAAUUUCUGUGUUGAGAUGGCCAAGAAGUCGAUGCAGGUGUUUGAUGCUGAGUUUGUAGAUGAACAAGGAAGACAGAAGCUUGAUGAAUUGUGGCUAGAGCUACAAGAACGCGGGGUCAGUCUGGAAGAUGGACAGUUGAUGGAACGGCUGUUCCAUGUGAGAAUUGGCAACGAUGAUGUACAUUCGGACGAAGAUUUGAUCGUGUCUUUGUCUCAAAAGCAUAUUCUAAGGGCAGACGAUCUUGUACGCGCCAUUGACUCGAACGGGUCCGAGAUUGUAGCUCAAAAUUUGAUGCUACGUGACGCACUGACGCUCAUGCAGGCGUUACAAAAUGAAGGUUGGCAUGUGUCUGUGGUGCAGGACAAUUUCGUACACGAAGAAAACGUGUUGUUGCGGAUUAUACGAUGGGUGAAGACGAUUUGCUCACUUUCCAAGGAGCUGCACGUGCUUUUUUGUGAGAAGUUAUUUGCCGUGGACGAGCAAGGAAAAGAGCCGAUUGAGGUUAUGUUUCUCUCACACCCAUAUUUUCGCAAAGAUAUCGCCCUGGAACUGUACGAAUUAUAUUUAAAGUUACAGGGCGACAAAGGUCCAAAGCUGCAGUUAUCGGUGGUUUUCUACAAGGUGUACACUCGUCUAAUGGGUAAGUAUUUUUGUGGUAUCGGAACGCGCAAAGAAUCGCUUUUCCAAUACGGCGUACAGAUUUUCACGACCCCUUCAAUCGUGCAUCAUUUGGCAAGCAUGGGGUUGCUUGAUAUGCUUCUGGAUACAAUUCACACGGCUUUUGAGAUAGUGCAGGCCCUAACGCUAACGCCGCACCAGCAUCAGUAUACAUCCCACACGCUUGACUGUGAUCACCCGUUGCUUAAAUUCAAGCGGUAUCACUUUUUAUUCGAACAUUUAGGAUACGUGUUAGGUGUUCCGGCAAUGUCGAGUGCGCUACUUCUUCGGUGUGAUUUAUUAGAAAAGUUUUUGACGACUCUUGGACGAAUUCAGGGCUUGGACCCUCAAGUCCGAAUACAGGAUAGUCGCGCACAUGUGAUAUACGAAAGUCAGUCAUGGCUAACUGCAUUUGACCUGCAGGCCAACGUAAGCAAAAUCAUAACGAUGAUCUCGACUGGGCUUCGCCAUCACGAGGCUUCAAAUACGCAAAUGCGCAACCAGGAUUAUGAACAGGUAGUAGCUAACGUGCUAGAAGGAAUUUGGACUCAGUUGAAUCAGGCUGGUUCUGCUGCACCUCGGCUGCCUUUGUAUGUCCCACCAUGUGGCAGAUUGAUGGGAUUAUCAUCUGUUGAGAAGAUCGUAAAGCAUGACGUGUCAACAGAGCCCGUGUCCUUCCAUAACCCGCUCCACUGUCUGUUGGGUAGAUUCUUAAGUGAGUCCCUCUACUACAGCCCACCUUCUUCUUUCGGAACUGCUUCUCCAAGUGAUACGAACUGGGGCGCAAUUGUAGAGCGCUCGAUGGCAAAUGUAUUGCUGCUGAAGGAGACCAAGGAUGAGAAGAAAUCUAAUGGCGUUGACUAUAAGAAGAGCAUGCUGGUGUAUAGCAUUUUGGAAUAUCCGCUGCGCUCCUUGGUACUCUGUGCACAGAUAAGCUGUGGUCUUUGGAUCCGCAAUGGGCAGAAGAUGCGACGUCAAGUAAUGCACUACACUUGCCCGCCGUGGUGCAGUGAGCUGCGCGACUUGGACCUAUUUCUUGUGCAAGUCAGUGCAACAAUCGUGGGCUUCCCUAAAUUUCUGACGAUUUUCUUCGACCGAUUCGGUCUUUCGGAAUGGCUUCUCACGUGGAAUAGUGUCACUGUUGCUGAUGAGAGUGUUGAUAGUUUAGCUCGUGAGCCACUCGAUAGCGGUUCAAAGGACGAAAAGCAAGUAAGCAUGUUGGAAGCUGCUUUACUGCAGCUUACCUGGAUUACUACCGAAGUUCCACCAUCGUUGGAUGAGAUCGAACAACGAGACGCGGUGCUUCGUCGCGAAGUCAUCCAUCAGCUAAGCCAACACUCUUGCCGGUUUUCAGAACUGCUCGAUCAGACUGAGUUUGUUAUUUCAACACCUGCUGGUGGUAUAUCAGCUCGACAAAAAGAACUGCACAUUACUCGCCUGAAGCGUAUUUUGGAUGAAGUGGCUGACGAGCAGGUCAAAUACUCUAUUGGCUUUGCUCCUCCCGGUGAUGACAGGGACGACAAAGCUAGCACCGGGGAUGGGGCAAUGGGACCUACCGUGUACAUGUUGAAAAAGGCAUAUUUUAUAGAAUACGACCCUUCGUUCUACCACAUGAGUUGCUCUGGUCAUGAGAAGGCCCAACUUGCGCGACAAGAGGCUUUGUUCAAAACGUGGCAGAUCUCGGACCCACCUAUUCCGUUAGUGGCGCAAGUACCACCCCCUCAUCCGUCACUCCGUGCAUUGCGAUUGAUUGUGCUAGAGGAAGGUUUGCUGGGUAUAUUGCGGCUUAUCCUGGAUGAUGCGAAUGCUCAUGCUGCUUGUGACUGCGAAGGCACGAGUUGCACCACUGGGAGCACAAGAACAAACGCUAUGGUGGUGAUGCGUGCUAUUCACAUUAUCAAUUUGGCAGUGCUUGUACUAGAGCGAGGUGCUGACAGUACCCUUCUGCCACAGCAAUACGGAGCUGUAUCGUCAGACAGUACGAGGCGGCAAACCUUGGCACUUCUACGCAGCGGCCCCACUGCUUAUGAGGAAGCCGACACUACACAUCGUGGAAAAAAGCGUUUGAAACGACAGUCAUCGUCAUCCGAUGACGGCAUUAUGCGUAUGACAAAUGACGGCGACCAGAGCGACCCGAGCGAGGUGAAUGACUCGAGUAUCGUUGCGUUACUCGUGGCGCUGUCGAAGGAUAUGGCGAAGCAUGACUUUGAAAACGCAAAGUCAACGGUGUCAGCAAUCUAUUGGAUCUUGAACAAGCUAGCUGCGUUGGACUGCACUAUUCGCGUCUACGUCGAGGACAAAGUUCGGAGUAGUCUACAAAAUCGCAAAGAGCUAGUUACGAAGAACGCAGUGUCCAAAUCUGAGCUAAAGAAGAUAAACCAGGAGCGUGCUAUCGCAGCGAUGAUGGCGCGUCAAAAAGAAUUUGCGGAGUCUUUCGCUCUUUCCAAUGAAGGCGAGGACGAAAAAGAGAAUGAAGAUUCAGCGCAUUUUGAAUGUAGCGGUGAUUGUGAUAUUGUCGCAGACCAUUUUCAUCAUGGAACACCAAGACGGACAUAUGUGUAUCGACCACCGCCACCUCCAGACUGCAUUAUCUGCACCCAGAAAAAGAAGGAUGCACCGAUCAUGUACAUAGGUCACGCACAGAUGAGUCAAGUUUGUGCGCACGCACGGGGCAAUCAUCCCGGCUGUGUGGAUGCUGCUGUCAUGGACGGAAACCAAGAUAGUAGCAGCAACAGCACCGCAGCAUGUAAUGCGACACCUUUCCCACCUCAACUUCAUUUGUCACUGUGUGGCCAUGCCGUGCAUCUACACUGCUGGCAGCAAUAUUUUGAGUCAGUAAGGGCACAAUCUCAAGCCAUCCUUGGACAAAACCGGACAAACAUAGCAUUCGAUGCACAAAUCGGUGAAUUCCUCUGCCCGCUUUGCCAAGCGCUGAGUUCAAUGCUCGUGCCGUGGCUUCCAAUUUGCUCUCCUUUGACAUCAAUGGAACAGCAGCGCGACCGCGAUGCCAUGGAGCGCGUAUUCCAGUCUUCGCGGGAUACGACUUGCAUUUUGUCAUGGUUAUCAGAGGGACUACCGAGUCGAUUAGAGUCCCUUGCCCUCGAUGGCGUAGUGGGUCGAGAUGAUGAAGAUGGGGAAGGGGUCCGGAUGCAGCAACAGGAUGACAUCAGUGCUAUGAACCAUUUCGCCGGAUCACUUUUGGAAAUAAUGGUACGGUUCCAACCGGAAAUGACGCACCUUGCGCCUGCAGUGAGUGCCGUUAAGAAAGGGUUCUAUUCCACUGGAGCGCAGCUGACUCACCUGAUUUGGUCUUCAGUUGCGUCGACCAUAGCUAGCACUCAGCUAAGCUGCAUCUCGUUAGCAAUGAGCUCGCUUGAUUCGAAUGCUUCUGUUUCAAAGAAUGGGCAUGAAGAUGCCUCGUGGCGAUGGAAUUCCGCUCGUAGCAGUACUGGUUCAGCAGUUGCGGUAUCUUCAUUUUCUUCGCUAAGCCUUUCGAAUAUUCUGAAUCCAGUUGCGCCGUGCCUGAAGACUCGAGUGGCUGUGUCGUUGCCUGACGCGUUGGAUCUACAGUUGGACCAACUCUCCCCCAAGUAUGACAGCAAAUUAAACGUGAUACUCCGCUCAUUGCGCCACGUGCCCUUGCUAUUUGCAAAGCAUCGUCGAGGGUUCUACAAGAGCAUGUGCUCCCCGAUCGCUCAGAAUUUUCGUCUUGCUCUUUCACUUGAACAGUGGUCACAGGCACUGCCAGAAGGACCGCCGCUGCAGGUGGAUCGACCAGUUUUGGGCCAAGAUCUGCUCUACCUCAGCGUUGCAAUUUGUAGUAGCAUGCUGACGACAAAGGCUGACAUCUUGCUCACUAUUCGGUCACUCUGCGUCUUGCACAUGGCACAAGUGCUUAUUCAAAUCGCACAAAUCGAAGCUGAAGAAAAGACUGAUUGCCUGGAGGAAGAACAGAACGAAGCUCAAAGGAGGGAUACCACAGGAACUGGUAACUUAUCAUCCGAGCAAUCAAGUGAACGGCAGCGUGGUUUGGAAGUUCUCAUGGGACGUCUUGCACAAGAAGCCGGUGUAGACGUUGUUGUUAACGCCAAUAAACGGUACGAAGAAAUGAACUCAACAGGCGGUUCUCACCGACGCCCAGCUCCUCAAGGACGACAACUCGAGCUUCUGUUCGAGUCAUCGUGCCUGACGUUUAUGCGGCAGGUGACGCUUUUAUUGCGCGCGUUUUUUCGAGGCGAGCAAGAUCCCGAUGCAUCAUGGAGCGCCAACUUUGUGACUUCGCUGCGGCUUAGCACAAAGUACAAUGACAUGUGUCAACAAAUAGGAUUGCCGCACAUCACUCAGUUGCUGGCAGAUGAGGCACUUGUAGGGUAUCUCCUGCAGGCAGCACAGGAGCUUCGUCUUCGCCCCACCAGUGCUGAUGUUCCUGAAGUUUUACAGCUUCGCUACAGUCAACACUGCCAAGCUGACUCGAUUGUUGCGGAGCUGACGAAAUUCGAUUCUGACGAAAGGAUGGGAGGCUCUUUGGAGAGAGAAGCAGUAAUUUCUCGAAGCAACUUGGGAAGAAUCCUAAACCUUCCGCUGCAACUGAAGCCGGACCCACACUUGAAGAAGAAUUCGUUUCACGUUGCACGGAUCCGGCUGGUGCAGUUGCCCCCUUUGUACACGGACCUGCACUCUGCAGUGCUAGGCAAAAGCAAGUGCAAGCAGACGGGGAAAACAAUGGAGAAUCCAGCUAUUUGCCUCGUAUGUGAGCAAGUUUUGUGUGCUGGGAUGGAGUGUUGCCGACGAAGUAGCGAUGGCAUGGGCGCUUGCACGCACCACGCUAUGAAAUGUGGCGCUAGUGUUGGCCUCUUCUUUCUCGUGCGGUCGUCGUCAGUGUUACUGGUAUUUGGUUCGCGUAGUUCCUUCUUUGGAUCUCCUUAUCUCGACAUGUUUGGCGAACAAGACAUUGGUCUUCGUCGUGGACGGCCGUUGUAUCUGAAUGCUACGCGCAUGAAAGCAAUCGAGGCUUUGUAUGCAAAUCAUCAGCUGGCAACUGAGGUCACGCGAAAUCGGCGCUCGUCCGACCAAUACAUUCGCAACAACUAUUACUAG
Molecule: messenger RNA, 6414 nt
Organism: Peronospora matthiolae
Lineage: Eukaryota; Oomycota; Peronosporomycetes; Peronosporales; Peronosporaceae
Source: the annotation of a GenBank genome assembly